Brienomyrus brachyistius is the source of this 3666-nucleotide messenger RNA. RefSeq names its product transforming growth factor beta-1-induced transcript 1 protein-like. NCBI's taxonomy places the organism in Eukaryota, Metazoa, Chordata, Actinopteri, Osteoglossiformes, Mormyridae. The coding region runs from base 210 to 1712 and encodes 500 amino acids. The transcript is spliced from 12 exons. The record is from RefSeq and is a predicted model, not a curated record.
GUGGUGCUGCUUAGGAAAAGAAAGAAUACGCCCUUUUCAUAUCAGAAGUUGGCGGAUACCGCUAUUUUAAAAUCACACGGGAGCAACUCCGUCAAGCGUCUCUGCGCUAUAUUUUAAAACUUGCUAAAAACAUUAAGUAAUAAUCAUUGAUGUCGUUGUACACCUCUUCAUACAUCGGGAAGAAUAAAGUUUACAAUUAAGGAGAAUCAAUGGAUGAUUUAGGAGUGCCUGACCUGCCUUACUCCCCUCUCAGUCCUCGUAUUGUUGUGUUUGAUGCACUCCUUGCUGAUUUGGAGAGCUCCACCUCUCCUCUGGCCAGACGUCCUGUACUCCUCACAUCUGACCCCCCUUCAGUGCCUGGUGACAUUCUGGAUUCUUCUAUCCCAGCCUCCACUGGCAUCCGGGACCCCAUGCAGUCUCGACCACCACCCCCUGCCUAUACUCCUCAACAGACUGUGUCUGCUGCAAUGAAGUCCAAUGCUUCCCAGAAUCCAGAUACAGACAAACUCUAUAGUACAGUAUGCAAGCCACGCUCCCCCCGCUCGCCAGACCCCCCACCCUCCUCAUCAGUAUUAGGGGGCGGCCUCAGUGAACUGGACCAUUUACUCCAGGAGCUCAAUGCCACUCAGUUUAACAUCACAGAUGAAAUCCUUGCUCAAUUCCCAAGCACUAAAAAGGUUGAGGGGGAAAAGCUGAAGGAAAUCCAGGACUCCAGAAGUCACAAUGAGCUGGGCAAAGACAAGGCCGUGCCCUCUGCCUCCAUUACUGGACCAGUCAAGCCUUCAGCCACUUCUGCCACUUUAGAGCUGGACAAGCUCAUGGCCUCCUUAUCUGACUUCAGAGUACAGAGCUCACCAGUGCCUCCUGCCAAGCAGCAGGUAGUGCCAACCCCACGACAGCAAGCGAUCCCCGCACCUUCUUCCUCGGGUGGCUCGUUGGACAGCAUGCUGGGGCUCCUCCAGUCUGACCUGAGCAGACAAGGGGUGCCAACAUCCUCCAAGGGAAACUGCUCUGCCUGUCAGAAGCCAGUGGUGGGACAGGUGGUGACUGCCCUGGGUCGGGUGUGGCACCCAGAGCACUUUGUGUGCAUGGAGUGUGAAACCGAGCUUGGGAGCCGCAAUUUCUUUGAGAAAGACGGCAGGCCAUACUGUGAAGCUGACUACUUUUCGCUCUACUCCCCACACUGCGCGCACUGCAACAAGCCCAUACUGAAUAAAAUGGUCACUGCCCUGGACAAGAACUGGCAUCCAGAGUGUUUCUGUUGUGUGAAAUGUGGGGGCACCUUUGGAGAUGAAGGUUUCCAUGACCGGGAUGGACAGCAGUACUGCCAGCAGUGCUUCCUGUCCUUGUUUGCUUCACGUUGCCAAGGCUGCUCCCAGCCAAUCCUGGAGAACUACAUCUCUGCCCUCAACUCCCUGUGGCACCCACAGUGUUUUGUGUGCCGGGAGUGCUAUACCCCUUUUGUGAAUGGCAGCUUCUUCGAGCACGAGGGCCAGCCGCUAUGCGAAGCACACUACCACCAGUCACGGGGCAGCGUCUGCCAGGCCUGUCAGCAGCCAAUCCUGGGUCGCUGCGUCACCGCCAUGGGGGCCAAGUUCCACCCCCACCACCUGGUCUGCCACUUCUGCCUGAAGCCUCUCAGCAAGGGCUGCUUCAAGGAGCAGGAGAGUAAGCCCUACUGCCAUCCCUGCUUCCUCAAGCUCUUCGGGUAGGAGGGCUGGGCUGCUGUGGACCGCCGCAAGGGGACGGCUGUGGGAGUGCAAAGAAAUUGCAGAUGAUCAUGUGAGUGAGAGAUAUUGGAGACCAUCCAGGGCGAUGCUGCUGAUGUUUCUGUAAAAGGCUGCCUUUAUACCAUAUUCUUAGCCUGCACCCUUAGCACUGACCUGGGGUCAGUGUGACUGUUUGACACUAGACAGUUUAGGGUAGGCUUUGGGAAGGGUAACUGCUCUUCAGGUAAUUUUUAUAUUCAGUAAGAAAUAGUGUUUCCUCUGCUUUUCUUUUGUAUUGACUUCCACUGUUUUUGAAUGUGGAGUGAGGGCCCUAGAUGAUUGGUGUGGUUCAGACCAGCAUUAUAAGUUUCAGUAUUAAUAAGUAAAUUAGUAAGAUUCCAGUAAUCUAGAUGGUGAUAAGUAUAUCUUUGCUACCUAUUCUUAUGAAAUACUGUAAAGCAAGAAAUAUUUUUGAAAUUGCAGCUAAAUAUGUUAUUCAUUUGCGCUUUUUAGUAUGUAAGAAUAUCCAAAGUGCACUUAUUUGUUGUGUAAGAAGCAUGGAUUUAUGUUGUUUGCAAUAAAAAAUAAGUAGGCCUGCACAUUUUUUACAUGAGGAAGACUUGCCGUUUUAAUUUCAGUUUGAAUACAAACCCUGGAUUAUGCUAUGAUUCCUCAGUCACUUCAGUCAGUAAAAGACGCAUAUGAAUUACAUCCAAAACUGUUUCAUAGGAUGCUGUCUUUUCAUUCACAUCCAUCCAUGUCCUUUAGGGACUAUUGUAGUCAUUCUUUUUUCUGUCAUAUAAUGUUUUAGAUUAUUACAAGUACAGUAAAUAAAGUUAACCAUCAACUAAGCAUUUUCAUGAACAAACCACAUCAAAAAUGGACUUUGUUUAAAAGCUUAAUGACCUUUUUCCAGUAAAGGGGCAUCUUCAGAACUCAGCAUGGAGCUCUGCCUUUAAAAAACAUUUUAUUCACUUGUUUACUUAUGUGAUAUUUGCGUACUAGUGACAUAAUUAACUGGCUAUGGAAACCAAAUCAAAUUCAUACUAGCUACCUGUUAUUUAUUGAAUAUAAUAAGAAUGUUAAUGAUAUGAUUUUGAGUCUUUUUCCAUUUGAAUAGGUUCACAUUUUUACAGUAAAGAUAAAGUUGAAACGUGUGUGUUCUUCCAUUUCAAAGCUUUAAACCCUUUAUGACUGUAGACAAACCCAUACUUAUGGUCUAAAGCACAUUAGCCUGCAUGGUGCUAAAUUAGUAGAGAUAAAUGGGCCUAUAUGCCAAGCUCAUCAUUACUCUGCUACAGCUAAAGCGGCUGGAACAGAAACACAUUAGAAACAUGCAAAACGUGGCUGAGUCCAGCACAGGCAGGGGGAACGGUGUGAGAGGAGGAUGCCGAAUGUGACAAUCGCAAAACCGCAAACUGCUACUUUGCCUUUGUGGUCAAUCACUUCCAGCAGUAGAUUUAGCGAUAGUUACAGUCGUCUUUAUUUUAAGCCAUAUUCUGUCAGCAUUUAUUGUUUUACUUCAUGCUGUAUCACCAUGCAUUGUUUUGAUUAUGCAUUUUUAAGGAACUGGCAGCUUAGGCAGACUGAGAUGUUUCCCGCUGCAGUAAUUUUCCAGACUCCCUGUUUCCUGAUAUAUUGCCAUCUUGAUGCAGUGCCAAAGACAUUUUCAGGAAAUAUCCCAUGUGGUUAGUGAAACAUUGCUGUAUAUUAUAUGUUUUUUAUUUAAGAUGUGAAAUUUUACUUAAAAUAUAUUGGACAUGUUGUGAUGCAAUUCAUGAUGUGGUGUACCAAUGAUGAUAAAUUUGUGUCAAAAGCCAUAUUUAAAGUCAUACUGUUAUUGAUAAUAAAAGAUUUGUCAGUGAUGAUUUUAUUACCCCUGAGUUGUAUGGUUUAUACGAUAUGAUAGUCUGUACUUGAUGGCCAAAGAUGAUAAAAUAAACAGUUUUCUCUGUCA